AUGCCGGGGACUGUCGCAGAUGGACCUACGGUCUCCAUGUCCUUUGCCAACAACUUCUGGGGCAAAGACGAUGCGGGACUGCAACCAAUGUUGGAUCGCGUGCAUGGAUCGAAGAUCACCAAUGACGAACUAAAGGUGUUCUACAGCAUCCGAGCCUCGAUCGAAGAUGAAUACGCGCGCAAACUCAUGGCCCUCUGUCGCAAGUCAUUAGGGUCAUGCGAAAUUGGCUCCCUCCGUGACUCCCUCGACGUGGUGCGCGGGGAAACCGAGGCCAUCGCCAAGGGACAUGCGGCAAUCGCUUCACAAAUGAAAACAGAGUUGGAGGAGCCAUUAGCAGCAUUUGCCAGUGGUAUCAAGGAGCGAAGAAAGAUUAUUCAGCAGACCAUUGAGCGUCUGCAUAAAACAAAAAUGCAGCAAACACAAACUGUGAACAAGACGCGUGAUCGUUAUGAACAAGAUUGUCUUCGAAUUAAAGGAUACCUCGCACAGGGACACAUGGUGAUGGGACAGGAAGAGCGCAAGAACAAGGCAAAGCUCGAAAAAACACAAGUCCAGAUGGCUUCCAACAGCAAAGAAUAUGAAGCCGCGGUCCAGACUCUCGAAGAGACAACUGGGCGCUGGAACAAGGAGUGGAAGUCUGCCUGCGACAAGUUCCAGGAUUUGGAAGAGGAGAGGUUGGAUUUCACAAAGAGCAGCCUUUGGACUUAUGCAAACAUCGCUUCGACAGUUUGUGUCAGUGACGAUGGUUCUUGCGAGAAGGUUCGCCUAUCUUUGGAGGAUUGUGAAGUUGAAAAGGACAUUAUCUUCUUCAUCAAGGAGCAGGGAACCGGCCAAGAAAUUCCUGAUCCUCCGCGUUUCAUCAACUUCUGCAAGGAUGAUGAUUCAAGCUCCGAAAUGGACGAAUCUGAAGGGUACUCGGUGGCUCAGUUCCAGCGUACUAUGAAUCCUGCUUUCCGAACAUCCUCGCCUCAACCCUCCACAUUCGAGUCGCACCACGAUCCGCAGUCUGACCUUGCUGCUCAAAUGGGACACUCUGCUGCGUCACCUACUACCAAUGCGCAGCCCCAAAUGCCGCCUGCCCAAAUGCCACCGGCUCAAAUGCCACCCCCUCAGAUGCCACAGAUGCCUCAGAUGCCGCCUGCCCAGAUGCCUCCUGCUCAAAUGCCACCCCCUCAGAUGCCUCCUCAGAUGUCACCUACCCACCAUCAACACCACCAUCGGUCUCAGCAUUAUGCACAGGAGCAGCCCCAGCAGCCUGCGCCCUUGGACUUCCGCCGUGGCGGCGCGCCUCCUCCAAACUACGAUCCUGACCAGCACGGAGAGAUUGGGGCCGUUCCCCACAACGCAUAUCCGACUGAUGGUAUGACCAUGUUUUGCCGAACGGGGCCUCCCUCAGAGCGAAGCUCAGCAACCAGCGCGUAUCGCCCGUCUAGCCGUGACUCUCAGAGCGAAGUUUCCAACCCCACUUCAUUGUCUAGUGUUGAGGCAACUCCCACCAAGAAGUCUAUUCCCAAGCCAACAAACAGUGCUCCACUACCAAGCUCUGGGGAUGAGAAAUCACCAAAGAAGAAGAGCGCGUUCUUUAGCAAUAGCCCCUUCCGCCGCAAGAGCCGUCAUGAUAAGGAAAGACCUGUCAUUCCUGCAGCACAUGCUGCCUCUUCACAGCCGGCAGUGGCAUCAAAUUCGGCCCCCAGGGGUGGUUGGGAUUCUCCAACUAAGCAAAUGAGCCCGACCAAACCUGUCAGUCCGUCGAAACAGGCCAGCCCGCCUAAACAAGUUAUUCCACCAAAGCAAAUCAACCCGCCUCAGCAAAUGAGUCCACCCAAGCCAAUUAGCCCACCCAAACAAGUCAGUCCUCCCAAGCCAGUCAGCCCUCCCAAGCCGGUCAGUCCUCCCAAGCAGGCCAGCCCUCCCAAGCAGGUUAGCCCGCCAAAGCAGGUCAGCCCGGUGAAGUCAAUCGCAGGCACCCCUGUUCGUCGUUCCGGAAGUCCAGAACCUGUCGAUCCGCGAGCCAACUUCCAACUCAACGUCGGGAAUAAUGUCUUUGAUGUAGCAUCUCCAGAAAAAGACACGUCUAACAAAUCCACACAGCCAGCCCAAGGGGCCGAAGAUGACCUGGAUCCCAUUGCCCGAGCUCUGGCCGACCUCAAGACCAGCGGGAAGCAGUCAGCUACCCGUGUAUCGGCGGAUAGGUAUCACGGUAUUUCCACACCUACACCUUCGGCUCCCAACUCCACUUAUGGUGGAAGCAAUUCCAGCGUUGCCGCUCCACCAGCAUACAAUGACCCUACUGUCAAGCGACUAGGUGCACCGCAACCUGCAUUCACGGCAAAGCAAAUGCACAAGACUACCCAGAAGUAUACCGGUCAGACCCAGAGUAUGCUUCGAGGUGCCAAUAACAGCAGCAUGGGGUCCAGACACAGUGGUCAGACCCAAGAAGUCCCGCGUGCUAGGUCCCCUGCCCCUGCACCAAGACGCAGUGUCAGCCCCCAAGUUGCAUCUCCGCGGGUAGACACGCGAAUGAGCCAAAACAGUGGCAGAGGACCAAGUCCUAGCCCCAGCUCAUACCAGUCCAACAGCAUGCGGAGUCAGUACAGCGCAUCGCCCACUCCACGUCGCACCCAAGAUCCACCUUACUCUGCCCAGGACUAUAGCCGUGGUGCUUCGCCUGUCAUGAGCCACCGCGCGGUGUCCCCCAACCCACAGUUCAGACAGCAAGCCCGGCCCUCUAGCGCUGGUGGCAUGGAACUACAGCUAUCUGGAAGCCAUGAUAUGUAUGGAUCCAGUAGCCCCGGGGGAUACGCUAGCUCAAUUCGAUCCAGCGGCCGCCCAUCAUCGACUUAUGGAGACGGUCCUCCUCCUAGUCGAUCCGGUGGCCGUCCAUCAUCGACUUAUGGAGACGGUCCUCCUCCUGGCCGCUCCAGAAGCCGCACGAUGGCUGUUGCUGAGCCUGGGCGCAAAUUCAGCCGCGAUGGCAGACCCAUCUUGCAUUUCGCUCGUGCUAUGUACUCUUACAACGCCGCAAUUCCCGAAGAACUUGGCUUUGGCAAGGGUGACGUUCUCGCCGUUCUUCGUCUGCAAGAUGAUGGAUGGUGGGAAGCCGAAGUCACCAAUGCCCGUGGCCACCCUGGCCUUGUGCCAAGCAAUUAUCUUCAAAUCAUCUAA
Molecule: messenger RNA, 3165 nt
Organism: Penicillium salamii
Lineage: Eukaryota; Fungi; Ascomycota; Eurotiomycetes; Eurotiales; Aspergillaceae
Source: the annotation of a GenBank genome assembly